Phytophthora infestans T30-4 is the source of this 1473-nucleotide messenger RNA. RefSeq lists its product as uncharacterized. The record is from RefSeq and is a predicted model, not a curated record. Bases 1 to 1473 code for a protein of 490 amino acids. NCBI's taxonomy places the organism in Eukaryota, Oomycota, Peronosporomycetes, Peronosporales, Peronosporaceae. The transcript is spliced from 5 exons.
AUGUGGACUCGCCGACAUGAGGCCAAGCUACGGCUAUUGAAGGCCAAGUUUUUGUUGCAGCAACAGUUGAAGGUCGACCGGACGGCGAAGAAUCGGCGCAUGCUGGAGAUUCUUUGCGAAGGACUGAGGUGCUGUACUGAAGCUGAAGGCGAGCGUCAUGAGCUGGCUGCCGAGUUUCGGAAGUAUUUCGGAGUCAAGUUGAAGGCCUGUUUGGUGAAAAUGCACGCUACAACCGUCAUGGCAAAAUACUCCAAAGACAAUAGCGGUGCCAACAUCUUUGCAGAGAACUUGAAAUACCUGCGAGCAACACUGCCGAACUAUGUCGACAAGAACUUUCUGUUGUGGCUGGUGGAAGUGACCUGCCAUACCGCUAUCACGUCUUUUCAACCUGAUAGCACAGCUGAGAUGCACCAAUUGGUUGCAUUUGGACAAGAAUUCUUCGACAAGGUGGCCCUCGAGCACCCAGUUUCACGAGAAUUUCGGAUGCACCACCUAAUCAUCACUGGGUUCUACUACUUACGGAUCGGAAAGGUGACGAAAGUGGCGCCGUUGUUGGAUCAAAUCCAAGUCUUAGGUCGUGGCACUCGAUGUGGUGACCAACCACUGACCGGUGCUGUGGAGGAGGCGUACCUGACUACAAUUCUGGAUUCAAUGCGGGUGGCCGUACUGGCAUAUUCGGAUCCAAAACAGGCUGUUGAUCUUGCCACGAAAACCACGCUCGCAGCUCAAGCCAACUUGAAAAAAUACGACAAGUACCGGGCAGUACGACUCAUGCUCAUAGCGACGCUGUUCGAUACGCUUUAUGUGUACUGUCGGCAACUAGGCGUGCAGUGUCGAUACGCAGACAUGGGAGCUGCCAUCGUGCAGAUGACUACUCUAUUUGCCAAGUAUAAGUCGGACUUGGAGCGUACCAUCUUCUAUCGCUAUUUCCUCGCGAGGUGCCACACGCUGAUCGCAAAGUACAACCUUGCACUAGCCAAGUGGAUGUGGGCAACAGAGAGACUGCCAGAUGACGUCCAAGACAGCAACGCUGCUCGCUCUUUGCCCUACAAUCAGCAUGGUGAACUGGAAGAACUGCGUCCGAAGGCACUCACGCUUCUUCACGAGGCUCUCCUGCACAUGAACACAAGCGUGAUAUGUUGCGAGACCACGUCCGAGAUCAUGGCGCUGUUUGGACCGCAGCUAGUGGCCUUCGGCAAGAUGGAGGAAGGAGAGACGAUGCUAAUGAACGCCAUCGGGACAAGUCUCCAGAGCAAGAAUGUUCUGCUGCAGGCUCGACUUCUCGCCGAUGUGUUCCAGCUCUACGCUACCAAGGGGCUGGUAGCAGCGCAGGCGACUGCAGCUUCCAAGUACGAGAAGAAGGUGGCUCUGCUUCAGCGACGAAUUGCGGCGGCACAGGCUGAAAAGACCACGACUGCAGCGCUGUUGCGAUGGACUGCUGUUGCGAAGGCAUCGAAGCCAUCGAGCGGAUAA